ACUGCUGUUAGACACGUGGUUGCUAUUGGAAAGUCCUGGAUAUUUCGCGGCAACAGGAUCAGCUCUCGUGAAUAAGGUUCAGGAAGAAGACGGAGGAUCCGGCCCAUUUCCAAACAGGAUGUUUCUCAAGUGCAUUUCCUUACAGACUGGGAAUACUCCUCCAAACGAGGGUAACGGGGGGGGGGGGGGUGAAUUGGACUCAAGCUUUAAACUGACGUCCGAGGGAGCUAUUUUAGUCCCUAAUGGGGUUCAGCGCAGCUGCCCGUUUUAUACCCAGCUCGGUUUUACUUCCUGCUCUGUGGCUGCCCCCACUUCUGUUAGCUGGGCUGCGGAUGCAUGGGCGAUGACAGAGAAGCAACGCUUGAAGUAAGUAGUUGAUUGUCCCGCAUUACAGAAAUAAGCCAGUCUUUUCAUACACAUCAACCGAGCUACAAAUGAUGUGCUUCGUACAGAGUGGUGCCUUUGCCCAGCGAUGAAAGAUAGUGUACACACUGACAUGAAUCCUAUAACCUGGGGUGUGCAGCGUUUUUCGCUGUAUGCUGAAUGCUAACCAGCCGACUGUGUGUCAGGUUUACCGUGAGGAAUGUAAAUCAGACUCCGCCCCGGGAUUUUAUAACCAGACACGAAGACUGUAACUUCCUUAUUGGAAAUACUGAUGAAUGUGUAACCAGGAAGGAAAUACAAGUUCUCUCCACGGCGGAGUUUACAACGCACGGCAGCGCAAUAGGAUAGAAACGAGUUGUUUCAACGUUUCGGUGCUACAGAUUACUCGGUAUAGGCAAACUCUCUGACCCAAAGUCGAUACUUGAAAGUUUCCGUAAUGUGCUCUUCCGCUAGCAUGGUUUUGAAUACAGGAACUGAAGUAACAGCCGGGGUCUCAGAGCAAGACUGAAAACAACCCCGUCUCAUGAUCAACUUGGAAAGCUCCUGCUGCAAUGAGAUGCUACUGGAAGCGAUCAGUCACUACUCUUGGUUUCUCCCUACUUCUUUGCUUUCUUGUGUAUCUUUGUAUAAAGGAUGAAGAAGGAAGUGUGUUGGAAGAAGAACAGCGAUUGGCCAAGGAAAUAGCCGUGCAGCAGCUAUAUUCCGAGAGGAAUGUGCAGAACUUCAGGGAGCUGAUAAAUCUUUCUUCACCCAUUAAUGUCACCUAUCAAUAUUUGGCAGGAUACCCUUUGUUAAAAAAGAAAUACAUUACAGUGGGAUUGUCUUCUGUGAAACGAAAGCGAGGAAAUUACCUUCUUGAGACACUGAAGUCCAUAUUCAAACAAUCUACCAAUGAAGAGCUCAGUGAGAUGGUGGUGGUCGUCCACCUGGCAGACUUUGACAUGGUGUGGAAUAUGCAAGUGGUUCAGGACAUUGCCACAAAAUUUGCCCACCAUAUAAUCUCAGGCCACUUGAUCAUUAUUCAUGCCCCUGAACUAUACUACCCACCCCUAAAAGGCUUGAAAAGAAAUUAUAAUGAUCCAGCUGAUCGCGUGACUUUCAGGUCAAAACAAAAUGUGGACUAUGCUUUCCUGCUCAACUUUUGUGCAAAUUUAUCAGAUUAUUACAUAAUGCUAGAAGAUGAUGUUCAAUGUUCCCACUCUUUCUUAACCUCAAUUAAGAAAGUCCUUGCUUCAAAAGAGGGCUCCUACUGGGUAACGCUGGAAUUUUCCAAGCUGGGCUAUAUUGGAAAACUUUACCAUUCAACUGAUCUUCCAAGGCUGGCCCACUUUCUACUGAUGUUUUAUCAAGAGAUGCCAUGUGACUGGUUAUUAACUCAUUUCCGAGGCCUUCUCACUCAAAAAGAUGUCAUUCGUUUUAAGCCUUCCCUGUUUCAACACAUUGGAUAUUAUUCUUCUUUCAGGGGAACAGAAAAUAGGUUAAAGGAUGAUGACUUUGAAGAAGACUUCUUUGAUGUUCCUGACAACCCGCCAGCAGCAAUCUACACAAGCCUCAAAGUUUUUGAAAACUAUGUUCCCAGCAAAGCCUACAGUAAUAGUGAUGAGUACUUCUGGGGAAAAUCACCCUCGACUGGAGAUUUUUUCACUAUUGUGUUUGUAAAGCCAAUGAACAUUACCAGAAUCCAUAUAGCCACUGGCUCUGAAGAAAGGCAUGGUGAUAUUCUUCAUUCUGGGAUCGUUGAAGUUGGAAAGAAUCCAAAAUUAACACAAAAGGGGAAAGAUUGUUUGGAAUAUGUUAAACUAAAGGAGUUUCAAAAUGGACUGUUUGAUCAAAAAGAUAUAGGUACCAUUAUAAACUUCAGUGCAGAAUGUGUACGAAUAUAUAUUACAGACAGCCAAAAUGACUGGUUAAUUAUUCGCAGCAUUGGUAUUUGGGCAAAGCAAGCCAACCCUUUAUGACAAAGUACAUUAAUUGUACCCCUCUUGUUUUCUGCCUUCCUCACCUCAGUGACCUGUAUUGGGAUGUUGUUCUGUGCGUGUAUCUCAUAAAGCAGUCAUUUUUUGAGAGUCAACCUGAUCAGUGAACUUGUGGAGCUUGUCCAAUCGGCCAGUCCCACAGCCAUUCUCACCAAUCUCUUAACACAUCCCCAGCUAUCAGGAUUGCUUAGUGAUUGGUGAUUAGGAGAAAACCCUGUACAGAUCUGGAACCCCUUCCUCUCAUCCUUGUCCAGGGAAAUCACAUUAGACUGCAUCAGUUCUGUAAUACUGAAAAGAACUGAAUAAUUAGUGAAUAAGCAUUUUUUAAGAUGUACAUAAUCUUUCAAUAUACCAUGAAAAUUAUUCCAAUUGCCUACAAAAAUCUCCUGAUUGGCAGGCUACUUGCUAACAGGCCGGUUACUUAAUUCCCAAUGUAUCAUGCAGCAUAAUUGUUAGCUAUUUUGAAAAGAAGGUGUAAAACUGUAUUCUAUGCUGAUGUUGAAAUAUGCCAACCCAGAAUUACAAAAUCAGGUCAGAGGUUUAAAUGUCAUGUAUUCAGUGGGCAGAUAUCUCAUGUCCUCCAUUUACUCUUUGAAUAAUAUGAUAGGUUGUGAGAAGAAGUGACCGGGUCAAGUAGAUUGUGCCAGAGAGCAUUAUAAUUGAACUUCAAAGCUCACAUGAAAAUUUUAGAAAGCUAUCCCCAAAAUACUGAAUAUCUGAUCACUUAUUUCUUCUGCAUCAAAUAUUAAUAAGCACAAUGAGAAUCUGGCAUAUAAGUAGAAUCAAAAGCAUAGUUUUUGAGCAAGAAUACUUAACUAUGUUCAGAUCAAGUGAAUAUUAGAUUACUGGACCUAUCUUUUCUGAUAAGGCCAUCAAGAGUUUAAAAUCUCUAUAGUCAUCCCCAAAGUGGAAGACUUGAACAUUCUGAUUCAGGUUCACAAUAUAAUGAAAGGGCAGUAAAGUGGCUUUGAGUGUCCUGCCACUUGUUACCUGAACAGGACUAGCCAUGGCUAGGAAUGUCCCCAACUCAGUGUCUAUGUCUAAGUUAUGAAGGAUUAGUAGGGGACUAAUGGAGGGAAAAUGAAAUUAAUCUGUUCUUUAAGAAUGAUUUUACAGUUCCUCAUCAAAUGGUCCCAGGUGAGCUUUGUCUUACCUUAGGAAGGGGAUCAAUGGCCUUUACUAUAGGUGUAAAUAUCUGAAAAAUUAUGUAUAGUUUGUACAAGCAUUUGUACCACGAUUCAAAGAAUGCCUUGAUAUAUUGUAUUCCAUAAAUAAUCAUUGCUGUUUUCAAGGUAACUUUGCAAGUUGACAUCUUUAUUCAUGAUAUCCCAUAAAUAAGGAAUUGUUUACCUGUUGUUUUUAAUGAGAUGAAGUGUGGUUCAAAUAUUUGGAUAUUAAAUGCAGCUAUGGUUCAUUAAUGUUAGACAUGCUGCAUUCUAUUAUAGUUAACGUUUUCAAGAUGUACCUCUUUUGCCUCAUUUUCUACUGUUCCAUAGAGUAUAAGCUAUAGAUUGACAGAUACUGUGGACCGAAUGCAUUCAAUCCAAUACACAAUAGAUUUUCUUUAACUUUUGCUGUUAGUCAGAAAUACGAAGGGUGUUGCAGACACAUGAAGUAUUCUGUGGUAAGUGAAAGUAACUAGGAAGUGUUUACCCUUACAAGAAGGUACCAAGAUUAAUUUUGGUUAGCAUGAAAAUAAGCUAAUGUUGUUCAAUAAAAACAUUACAUUUGCUCAUGCAAACACUGCCAGGGAGGUGUUCAGCAUCUGGGGUCAGAUUAUCCAGCAUUAGAUCAUAAUCAUGCAAAUGAUUAUUUAAAAAUGGACCGUGUCACCUAACUAAAAUAGAUUACUUUUAUCUUACUUUAUCUAAACUCUCCACUGCUGGGAGUGGGUUUUCCUCAUGUCACAUACAGAUCUGUUAUGGACUAAAUAGCAGAACGAAUUGAAUGAUGAGUUGACACUCCAUGAUCACCAUACAAUUCAAUGGCUAAAGUGACUGAAGGUGAAUUAGGUAAAUCUUGGUGUUCCUUUGUUUAGUUGUUCUUCUGUGAUGUAAGAUUUCAAAGCACCUUUAAAGUUACUUUUAUAAUGAGUCUCAUAGACUCGUACAGCACAGAAAUGGGUCCUGUCAACCCACCUCAUCCAUGCCAAUUGUGAUGUCUAUCUGCACUAAUUGAAUUUUCCCACAUUAUGCCCAUAUUGCUCUAUGCCUUUCCAACUGUCCAAAUGCCUCUUAAAUGUAACUAUCACCUCUACCACCACCUCUGACAGUUUGUUCCAGAUAACCAGCACCCUUUGUGUGCAAAAACUAAGCCAUCAGAUCUCCUGUAAAUUUCUUCCCUCUCACCUUAAAUCUAUGCCCUCUAGUUCUAGACUCCCCUGUUCUGGACAUAAGGUUCUGACUAUCUAUCUGAUCUAUACCCCUCAUAAUUUUAUAAACCUCUAUAAGGUCAGCCUUCUACAUUCCAGUGAGAAUAAAUCCAGCGUAUCCAGUUUUUCCUUAUAACUACAGCCCUCCAUUCCUGGCAAUGUCCUGAUGAAAACCUUAGUAAAGUCAUUCAUGCUACCAGCAUAUAAGACUAGUGCGGUUGGUGGCAAUCUCAAAGUGAACCUGAUGAACCCUUCAAGGAUGCCCAUUAUCAGUUUUAGCAAAUCUGGUAGGUAGUCUUUGGGAUUGGAAUCAACUGCAAGGGAGCUAUGUAUUGGGAGCUAGUGGAGGUCUCAGAUUUAUAAGGAGAUUAUGCUCAGAGGACUGGCAGCAUUUACACUCCAGGCUUCAAACCCAUUUUGCAGAGCAAUCCAAUGGCAUUGCAAUGCCCCGGUUCAGGUGGAUCUCUGCAGGAUGAGCUUUACCGGACCUGGAGUUCUAAUAGAUGCUCAAUGAAUGAUGUCUUAAUUGACCUUGGAAAACAGAAAGUAACUAGUGUUUUUAAAGGUUAUAAACAGGUCCAUUGAUUUACAUCACUAAAUAAUGCAAACUUGUAUUUUAAAUUUUGGGAUUUUUAUAUCCAUUUUGAGAAUCUUAUUUUGCAAUUGAUUCUGAGUUUUUCCAUGUAAAUUCUUGGCCAUGACUACCAACUAUUUGUGCUCCCCUGAAGUUUGCAUUGCAUUUGCAUUAUAAACCUAUUAUCUUUAUUGAUACUCAAACAAUACAUCAAUUGUUAAAGGUCUGUAAUUAACAAAUAUUUAUUUAAACAAAAUUGACAGCAAAAUACUGUUUUGGGGUUUGAAGAUGGGUAAAGUGUAGUGAGAAGAAAAAAGUGCUUUAUAAAAUUUUAUAGAUUGGAUCGAUUGGCCCAGAAAUUUAUCCUCAAUCAGUAGCACUGACAAUACUAAAUGCAGCAACAGCUAUUAUAGUCUACCUCCAAAAUUCUUUCCAUUGACUUCAGUGAGCUUUGACUACAAUUGACUUCAACAAAGUGUAUUUUGGAGUGCAAGGAUCUGUAAUUAUAAUACAGCACAUUUAAGUCUAUGCACCAAGGAUGAAUUUCUAGGCCUUGAGGGUGUCUGCAGUAUUUCAAAGUACAUCACCUGCAUUUAAUCUUUCAUCCCCAGUCAAUGUUCUGUCCCUUCCACUGUGCUUCUGCCUUGGUGUGUUGAAGGUACUAGGAAAAUUUGUCUCUAUUUUGACUAGAAAUGAGUCUGGUUAUUUGGAAUCAUGUUGACCAUUGCUCCAUUAGUCUUUUUUUCAUCACAACUUUUGACAUUUUACAAUCAAAUGUAUAAAAUGAUAAAUAUUGACUAAAGAUCAAAAAAAAGUAAACAAAUGGCUUUUGUUAAAAUAAUGCCUUGAGCCUUCACAUUGGGAGGUGAUCACUUAAUUAUGUCAAGUGGCUUCAGGCCAGCAAUUUCACACCAGAUCUUCCAUUUGAUUCCAUUAUUUAUGUCUUUUAUCACGUAAAAUUCAUCACGGGUGUCUAAUGAAGCCUAGCCUUAAUCUAAAGACCACAACGGCCUUAUUAUUCAUAAGCUAUGACCCAGAAGCAGUAGACUCAACAUUGCCAUCAACAGUAAUUUCAUAUUUCAUGGAAAACAAUAAAGUGAACUCAUACUAUGACUGAACUUGGAAACGGUUGGUUGGUAAAUAAUAGCAUACAGAAUGCAAGAUUACUUAUUGACGUCUAAGAUUCUAAGAUUUUCACUUCAGACAGUCAGGAGAUGGUUAGAAUCAGGAUGUCUGGAAUAACUCUAUCCUAACCAUGUAUAAUUCACUAUUUGAUUUAUUUUUAUGAAGAAUGGAAUUGAACAACUGGAGUAACAUGUUACCAGGUGUCUAGGGGUUUUAAGCUCUAAUUUAUCAUAUUCAGUAGAGAGAUUGACCAUGAAGGUUGUAUUUUUUUAAGCUUGCUCUGCAUGUUCUCAAAACAAACAUAAACUCCUGAAGUACAUUGAUUUUUUUUUUGGUUGCACAUCUCUGAAGUUUAAUAGUGAGGAGUACACUGAAUUUUAAAUUAGUUUGCAUUGAGAAACUAAUCUUGAUGGACUUUCUGUAACAGAAUUGUGGCAAUGUUUCUGCAACAUGUUUAUGGUUUUGUUUAGAUUCAGCAGCUAUGAUCUGGCUAAUUCUGGCAAUCCUAUUCCAGUUGAAUCAUGGAUUUUUUUAAUAUCAAAACAAAUUGUUGACUUAUCAGAGCUUUUCUUUGUGUGCAGGCAGAAGCAACUGCUACACUGCAACCUAUUUGAUAGCCAUAAAUCUCCUUCAAUGAACCUGCAUGGAACUAAGUCUCACACAGCUCUGGACCACUUUGUUUAGUGAAUCAAUUGGCACCUUCCUGAAAAUCACACAAAACAUGACAGAGGCUUCCCAUGUGUUUUCAACUCUAUUUUAAGAUGCAAUGGUGACAAUCAUGAUUGAUAUGAAUCUUUACAUUUCACAUUCUUAUGGAAAGAACACUUUCUUUUGAUAGGGUUAAUGACCUUUAUUGGGUUUAAGUCAACAGACCUGGUUUUGAAUUGGAAAACAAGGGGCCAGAAGGCCUAUCAGGAUCAGCAGGGAAAAGAUUAUAUUUUCAGAUUUUUUUCAAAAUCCUAAGUUUUAACUUUAACCAUCCUGGCAGAUUCACUGUGUACUUCCAACAGGUGCGAUGUUCUUUAAAUAGUGGUUCAAAUUGCCACUCUUAACACUGCUCCAACCCAUUUCUUCAUUAACCCUCAAAUAGCCAUCAGUUUGCACAGUAAAAACAAAAAUUGGAACCACACAAAUUGGGCUUUUGUGUAAAGGAUAUGUAACAGAAAUACAGUAUACUGUUUCAUCAGAUUUAUUCUAAAGUAAAGCCCUUUAUUUUCCAUAUGGGGGACCUGUUAAGUACUAGGAAAUUAUACUAUUGAGAUUAUUAUGCAAUGACAAUGUUCUUUGGGAGACAUGUAUUCUACCAUCAUUUGCACUAUUGCUAUGUUCUUCCAUGGAUGAGCACAACUAGUAAAUGCAAUUGUUCAAAUGCUCUAAGAUUGUUAAUUUUUUUCACUAGUUAUUCUGGUUUUAUUGUCCUCUAUGAUUCUGAAUAGAUUUUUACAGAAGUACUUUAAGACUCAUGCUUUUGUUUCAGUUAUCCAGUAAAGUUUUUAUUAUGUAGAAGACUGUGACUUUACUGUCAGUAAUGUAUUUGAAUAAACUUAUUUGCUUAG
Molecule: messenger RNA, 7986 nt
Organism: Pristis pectinata (smalltooth sawfish)
Lineage: Eukaryota; Metazoa; Chordata; Chondrichthyes; Rhinopristiformes; Pristidae
Product: alpha-1,3-mannosyl-glycoprotein 4-beta-N-acetylglucosaminyltransferase C-like
Exons: 4
Coding region: 936-2342 (468 amino acids)
Biological process (GO): protein N-linked glycosylation
Molecular function (GO): acetylglucosaminyltransferase activity
Source: RefSeq, a predicted model, not a curated record